AUGUUCUUGUAUCAUUUUUUCGAAUUAUUUGAGCACCUACACCCGUCAUUUUCGCUGUAUAGAGGCGAGAUCCAGCUGUUUUACUCUCAGCCUACCUUUCAACCUAAAUAAAGCCACUUAUCAAUUAGGGUCAUGUAUGCCGUUCGUGUUUUCCGGUGGUAAUAUUCGCUUUUCCUAAGCUCAUCUUUGCUCUUCAGCGUCUGAAGGUUUGUUGUUCUCUACAAGUUCAUCCUACAUAGCCGUGGUUGCUAUUGAUUUUGGGACCACAUACAGUGGUUUUGCUUUUUGCUUUCAACCACAAGAAGGGAGAAGGAGGCAUCCAUAUGAACAGAGCCUGGGGUCAUGA
This is a messenger RNA of Pocillopora meandrina, 346 nucleotides long. The record is from the annotation of a GenBank genome assembly. Lineage: Eukaryota; Metazoa; Cnidaria; Anthozoa; Scleractinia; Pocilloporidae.